CUUUAACACGCCAUCUGCAACUGAACAUUGUCCUGGCAUAGAUUUCUCGGACAGACUGAACAAGCGCAAGAAGGCCAUGUACCGCACAUUCGUCAGGAGACCCAACUUGGAUAGCUCGGAAUAUGAGAUCUUGCCAAAGGAGAUGAUCCUUCAGGAGACACCUAUCCAAAAGUUGAGGCGUCUUAUCUACGAGGUCAAGGAACUUGGCCAGGAAACGGAGAUGAAUGGCAAGCAGGGCGAAGAGCUGGUCGCAGGAGAGAUUUCGCACAAAGAUCUGCUGGCUCACGUCAAGUCAUUGGAGCAUGAUCUGACAGAGAUUGGCCAGACAUUGGGAGAAGGGACCGCAACAGGCGUCUUUUCAAACGAAGGAUUGAUCAAGCAGACGGACACAGGCAAACGACUGCUCCAGCAGUUGCAGGCCAUGAAGCACUCCGCAGCUUCGGCAACAGAUGUUGAGAUGGGGGCUUCAGCCUCAAAGGCACAAACUGAAGUUGGUAGCGAUGGCAAGACGGUUACAUACGAACUGUACUACAGCCCGGACAAUGCAAAGCUACACACCGCCACAAAGACAGCGGAGCUCGCAGAACGUCUCGCUAAUCUCGAGAAGGCGGUUGGAUCGACCCCGAUGCAGUCUGGAGCAUCGCUGGUGGGAACUGUCGAGAAGCUGGAGCAGAAUGUCAAUAUCCUUGUUAAGCCACGUCAUUUGGAACAGUUGUCGCGUCGCUUGAAGGGCGUGAUGGGGGAACUGGAGCGCGUCCAGGAACUUCAGGCCAAGGAUGCGGCUGCGACCGGGAUCAGCGCUGAUGCUGAGAACAAGAUCAACGCGUUAUUCGAGUUGGUUGACAAGAUUGAUCCGUUGGUGUCUUUGGCACCGGUCUUGGUGACGAGGCUAAAGGGACUCAAGGGUCUACAUGCCGAAGCCGCCAUCUUUUCGGACUCGAUCAAAAUGAUCUCGGACGAACAGACAAAGAUUACCGAGGAACUGAAAGGACUAGACACAGUUUCUACCAAGCUUCAGGAAAGUCUGGCAGAGAACGAGACCUCUAUUCACAAGAACAUCGAGCUGAUUGAUGGACGAAUUACCCAGCUGGUGGAGCGCAUCCAACGGCUGGGCGCAUGAAGGAAUGCCGUAGAACAUCUGACGUAGUUUUUCAACACACAUAAAAAGAUUUUGAGCGAAGCACGAGCGUGAACCAGAAUGCAUGUAUAAAAUGAGUCGCUCUAUA
Messenger RNA from Gamsiella multidivaricata, 1226 nucleotides. RefSeq names its product Dynamitin-domain-containing protein. The coding region runs from base 77 to 1120 and encodes 347 amino acids. Gene Ontology annotation, cellular component: cytoplasm; dynactin complex. The record is from RefSeq and is a predicted model, not a curated record. The transcript has 6 exons. Lineage: Eukaryota; Fungi; Mortierellomycota; Mortierellomycetes; Mortierellales; Mortierellaceae. Gene Ontology annotation, biological process: mitotic spindle organization.